This is a messenger RNA of Micropterus dolomieu (smallmouth bass), 1884 nucleotides long. RefSeq names its product solute carrier family 17 member 7a (gene slc17a7a). The coding region runs from base 88 to 1698 and encodes 536 amino acids. Gene Ontology annotation, biological process: monoatomic anion transport; regulation of synapse structure or activity; neurotransmitter loading into synaptic vesicle. NCBI's taxonomy places the organism in Eukaryota, Metazoa, Chordata, Actinopteri, Centrarchiformes, Centrarchidae. Gene Ontology annotation, molecular function: neurotransmitter transmembrane transporter activity; L-glutamate transmembrane transporter activity. The record is from RefSeq and is a predicted model, not a curated record. Gene Ontology annotation, cellular component: excitatory synapse; synaptic vesicle membrane. The transcript has 13 exons.
UUCAGGCUAAUUGAGAAGCGGCAGCCCAAUGGAGAAACCAUUGAGUUAUCAGCGGAGGGCCGUCCUGAGCUGGUGGAGGAGAAGGAGAUGCCGGUGGUGGACUGUACCUGCUUUGGCUUGCCGAGACGGUACAUCAUCGCCAUCCUGUCUGGCCUGGGAUUCUGCAUCUCUUUUGGCAUCCGGUGUAACCUGGGUGUUGCCAUUGUUAGCAUGGUCAAUGACCACACUGUCUACAAAGGCAACAAGGAAGUACUUGUGGCUGCGCAGUUCACCUGGGACCCUGAGACAGUGGGGAUGAUCCACGGCUCCUUCUUCUGGGGCUACAUCGUCACACAGAUCCCCGGGGGCUUUAUAUGUCGGAAAUUUGCAGCCAACAGAGUGUUUGGCUUUGCCAUCGUGGCCACAUCCACCCUCAACAUGCUGAUUCCAUCUGCUGCUCGCUGCCACUACAGCUGCGUCAUACUGGUCAGGAUAUGCCAGGGCCUUGUUGAGGGUGUAUCAUACCCAGCCUGCCACGGAAUCUGGGCCAAGUGGGCGCCUCCUCUUGAGAGAAGUCGAUUAGCCACAACAGCCUUUUGUGGAUCCUAUGCAGGGGCGGUGGUGGCCAUGCCUUUAGCUGGGAUACUGGUGCAAUACAUUGGGUGGUCUUCAGUAUUCUAUGUCUAUGGCAGCUUUGGGAUAUUCUGGUAUAUGUUCUGGAUUCUGGUGUCAUAUGAGAGUCCCGCAGCCCAUCCCACCAUCACACCAGAGGAGAGGAAGUACAUUGAGGAUGCAAUCGGAGAGUCUGCGUCAUUUCUUAAUCCACUCCAUAAAUUUAAAACCCCAUGGAGACACUUCUUCACCUCCAUGCCAGUCUACGCCAUCAUCGUGGCCAACUUCUGCAGGAGCUGGACCUUCUAUCUGCUGCUCAUCAGCCAACCGGCCUACUUUGAAGAAGUCUUUGGCUUUGAGAUCAGCAAGGUGGGCAUGGUGUCAGCUUUGCCCCAUCUGGUGAUGACAAUCAUCGUGCCUAUUGGAGGCCAGUUGGCAGACUACCUGAGGACCCACAACCUGAUGUCCACCACAAACGUCAGGAAGCUCAUGAACUGCGGAGGUUUUGGAAUGGAGGCCACCCUCCUGCUGGUGGUGGGUUACUCUCACUCAAAAGGUGUUGCCAUUUCCUUCCUGGUCCUCGCUGUGGGUUUCAGUGGAUUUGCUAUCUCAGGGUUUAAUGUCAAUCACUUGGACAUCGCCCCUCGAUAUGCCAGCAUAUUGAUGGGAAUCUCAAACGGGGUGGGAACGUUAUCAGGGAUGGUGUGUCCUCUCAUAGUGGGAGCCAUGACCAAACACAAGACACGUGAUGAGUGGCAGUAUGUCUUCCUUAUAGCUUCCCUCGUUCAUUAUGGAGGAGUGAUUUUCUAUGGAAUCUUUGCAUCAGGGGAAAAGCAGUCUUGGGCGGACAUUGAGGACACCAGCGAGGAGAAGUGCGGUAUCAUCGGUGAGGAUGAACUGGCCAAUGAGACAGAAGAGCUCUACCGCGGAGGCGGGCAGUACGGGGCCAUGAGCCAGCCAGUUGUUGGUUCUAACGGAGGAGGUGCUGGAGGAGGGGGAGCCGGGCCGGGAUGGGUGUCGGACUGGGAUAAGUCUGAGGAGUAUGUGCAGCCGCCUGGAUACAACUCUUAUAUGUAUGGGGGAGAAGAGGAGAGGGAGUUGACAUAGAAGACUGACGUGAUACAAGUUAAAGAAAAGAGGAAGAUUGUUUUUGGAAAGGGAUUAUAAGAGAGCUAUACUGCUAUAGUGAAAGGACCUGCUGUGUGCUUUUGUACAAUAUUUACAAUUGCAAACAUCAAAAGUAUGGAUCUGAUUCAUUUCAUUGUCCGGGCUUGUGUGUGUGUGUGUGUGUGU